Anastrepha ludens (Mexican fruit fly) is the source of this 3766-nucleotide messenger RNA. RefSeq names its product double-strand break repair protein MRE11 (gene mre11). Gene Ontology annotation, molecular function: DNA endonuclease activity; 3'-5'-DNA exonuclease activity; manganese ion binding. The transcript has 7 exons. Gene Ontology annotation, cellular component: nucleus; Mre11 complex. The coding region runs from base 131 to 2158 and encodes 675 amino acids. NCBI's taxonomy places the organism in Eukaryota, Metazoa, Arthropoda, Insecta, Diptera, Tephritidae. The record is from RefSeq and is a predicted model, not a curated record. Gene Ontology annotation, biological process: telomere maintenance; mitotic G2 DNA damage checkpoint signaling; double-strand break repair via homologous recombination.
AGACAUGCAACCCUGCAUCAAAGCGCAAUUUUGCUAAUUUCUGCAGCUAACAACAAAUACUAAGAAACGCUAGAUUGUAAUUUAUUUAUUUCAGUAAAUAUAUCUGUUAGGAAAGCGAAAAUCAAGCGAAAUGAGCGAAGAAGUGGACGCCGAAGAUGUGCUGCGUAUAAUGGUGGCGACGGAUAAUCAUCUGGGCUAUGCCGAAAAGAAUGCGGUGCGCGGGGAAGACAGCUUCAUUGCUUUUGAGGAAAUACUCGAAAUGGCAGUGCAGGAAGAUGUUGAUUUCAUCUUGCUCGGUGGUGACCUAUUUCAUGAUGCCGUACCAAGUCAGAACACGCUACACAACUGCAUGAAGCUGCUUCGGCGUUACACCUUUGGUGACAAACCUAUUAACAUUGAAGUGCUCAGCGAUCAGUCGAUAAAUUUCCAUAAUGCAGCUAAUGACACUGUCAAUUAUGAGGAUCCUAAUUUGAAUGUAGCCAUACCUGUAUUUUCUAUACAUGGCAACCACGAUGAUCCCAGCGGUUUUGGGCGUCUUAGUUCUCUUGAUUUACUCUCAACCACUGGUUUGGUCAACUACUUUGGUCGCUGGACUGAUCUUACUAAAGUAACUAUUAAUCCGGUAUUGUUGCGUAAAGGUCAAACACAAUUAGCGCUGUAUGGGCUGAGUCACAUACAUGAUGCGCGUUUGCGACGACUGUUCGAAGAUUUCAAAGUCAGCAUAGAGUGCCCUAGUUCUGAGGAGGGUGAAUGGUUCCAUUUAAUGGUGCUGCAUCAGAAUCACGCUGAUCGUGGUCCAAAAAGUAAUAUACCAGAAGAACUGCUACCCGAUUUCUUGCAUUUAAUUGUUUGGGGACAUGAACACGAUUGCCAUAUUGAACCACAGUUCAAUGCGAAACGUAACUUUUACGUUAGCCAACCUGGUUCAUCUGUUGCGACGUCAUUAGCUGAAGGCGAGGCGCUUAAGAAACACGUGGGGCUAUUAGAAAUACAUAAAACACGCUUUCAAAUGAAACCGUUACCAUUGCAAACUAUUCGUCCAUUUGUAUUCGAUUCGGUUGAUUUAUCGCAAAUGAUCGAAGAACUAAAGUUGGACGAAGGAGAUGUAACAAACAAAGUAAUAGCUAUGGCAAAGGAGCGUGUAGAAGAAAUGAUAGCUAAGGCAAAGGAACAAUUAACUGGUCAUCCCAAGCAACCGACAUUGCCGCUUAUCCGACUACGCAUUAUAUUUUCUAAUGAGGAGCAGAUGUUCAAUGCUAUACGUUUCGGUCAGUCGUACAAUGAGCAGGUGGCUAAUCCCGCAGAUAUGAUACAUUUCAAAAAGUUGAUUCGACGCGUUAAAGGGGAGUAUUCCGAUGCAGACAAAGAUGCAAUACGUGGUGCCUUAGAUGACAUACAAAUUGAUACAAACAGUGAAAUGAAAAUUGAGAAUUUCAUUGAGAGUUAUUUUAAAGAGAUACCUGCCAAGCGCCAGCUCAAGGUGCUGACUCCAAAAAUAUUGUCGGAGAUUUGCAAUCGGCUUGUCGAAAAGGGCGAUGUGAACGCAGCUGAGGGAAUUAUCAAACAUUGUAAAGAAAGCGCUUUAGACCAUUUAAUGGAAACCCUCCCAGCCGAUGAUGAGGUCGAAGAAUCCCUAGAAGCAUUCAAUCAAAAAUUAUCACUCGAUGAUAUAAUAAACCGCCUAGACAAUCAAGGGGCGAAGGUGAAAGCCAAUACAAGCAGUGUCACAAUCGGAAGGAGUAGACAACCCACGAGAGGUUCAAAUACGUACAUUGAGCAAAACGAAGAUGAAAGCGAUAGUGAUGUUGAACCGCUUGCAAAAAAAGUUACGAAAAAGCAAACCACAAGCAAAGCACAAAACUUGUACUUUAAUGACAGCGAUGGUAGUGAUAUGGAAGCGGCGCCAGCGCCCUCUAAAGCAGCUACACGUGACCGUAAAACAGCCAAAGCUGAGACUAGUGCCAAAACAACUGCUGGUCGCGGUCGUGGUAGAGGACGAGGGCGCGGCACAGCAGCUGCGCCAACACGCUCCACACGUCAGGCAUUGAACGUCUCGGUGAACUCGUCGCGUUCCACUCUAUUGGAAUCAUUGGCAAAUGCACGUGCCAAGCGUGGUCCUAAAACUGCGCAAGUUAUUGACAUUUCCGAUUCGGAGUAAAUUUUUUUUCUGUAUUAUUUCAAGCAAAAUGAUUUGCUAUCUAGUAUAAGUUACACACCCAUAAAUGUAUACAAUUUCCAGUUAGACCUUACUUAAUUUUGGCCCGAUGGACGGGAAGAUAUAUAAUACAGGGUGGCUGAUGAAUUUUGCUACAUUAAGAAACUCAAAUAACUUUUUUUUUAGUGUAUGGAAUUCAUUUAUUUUUUUUUUCAAGUUGAAGGUCAUUAAAUUUUAUUAAAUGUAGCUUAACUAGUUUUAAAAAUAAUUGAAUUUAAAUGCCCCCAUGCUCGUUGACACAAGUGCGGCAUCUUAGUAAAAAGUUGUUCAUUGCUGCUUUGAGAGUUACGACAGGAAUAGCCGCAAUUGUUGCCCGAAUGGAUUGUUUUAGUUCAUCCAAAUUUGUUGGCUUUGUUUUAUAAACUUCUUGUUUACAUAAACCCCACAAGAAAAAGUCAGGUGCAGUAAGGUCAGGCGACCUGGGGGGCCAACGAAAUUCGGAGUUUCUUGAAAUCAGUUUAUUGGGAAAUUUUCGUCGCAACUCUGUCAUAACAGUCUGGGCUAUGUGAGACGUUGCCCCAUCUUCUUGAAACCACACAGAGUUGAAAGGAAUUCUCUUUCGGCGUAGUUCUGGAUAGAAAACUUCUUUCAGCAUUUUCAAAUAACGGUCUCCAGUAACCGUAACGGUGUGACCAUUUUCUUCAAAAAAAUAAGGCCCGACAAUACAGCGUGAAGAAACCGCACACCACACUGUCACGCGAAGAGGAUGCAAUUCCGUCUCGUGGAGUAUCUGUGGGUUAGAAGUACUCCAUAUUCGACAAUUUUGUUUGUUCACAUUGCCGUUUAAAUCGAAAUGGGCCUCAUCAGACAUGAAAAGGCAGUUUAACAUGUUUUGGUCUUCUUCCACCAUUUGCAGGAUCUUCUGGCAAAAUUCCAAGCGAAUCGGCAAGUCUGCUGCAUGCAGUUUGUUAACCAUUUGAAUUUUGUAGGGAAAUAAGUCUAAAUCUUUGUGCAUUAUUGUUUGCAAAGACCGUCGGCUGACACCAAGUUGAGCAGAUAAGCUUCUUGUUGAAACCCUUGGAUUGCUUUGUAUAGCUGCAGCUACAGCAGCGAUCGUUUCCUCCAUCCGAACUGGUGGGUUUCGAUGAUAAGGCCUUCUUGCGACUGUUCCUUGUUCAGCAAAAUUAUUCACCAGUCUCAUUAUGGUCCAUCUGCUCAGGGGAUCGCCGCCAAACAUCCGCCUGUACUCUCUCUGUACCAAAACUACGGACUCCAGUGCGUGAUAGCGGCGGACUAUCCAAAUUCUUGUUUGCGUGUCCCAGUUAUCCAUUUUAAUAAAUUUUAAAGAUCAAUCUGCAAAUUAAAACAAAAAUGGAACAGAUAACUUAAAAAGAAAAAAAGUUAUUCAAUUUUUUUUUGGUAGCGGCUUUCAUCAGCCACCCUGUAUUUAAGCAGUUAUGAUUUUGUAUGCCAGUUGUGUCUCUUUGUUCCGCUGUUAAUCGCCAAUUCUAAUUUUUCCAAAUAAAUAUUAAGUCCAUUUGUUAUUUAAUUUUGUGUUACAUUAUAUUUAUAAACUGAAUCAAUAUUAAAUAAUUGGAAUAAUAACCCUCA